Messenger RNA from Protobothrops mucrosquamatus (brown spotted pit viper), 1252 nucleotides. It is a transcript of the gene CSNK1G2, whose product is annotated as casein kinase 1 gamma 2. The transcript has 11 exons. The record is from RefSeq and is a predicted model, not a curated record. Gene Ontology annotation, molecular function: protein serine/threonine kinase activity; ATP binding. Gene Ontology annotation, biological process: positive regulation of canonical Wnt signaling pathway; endocytosis; peptidyl-serine phosphorylation. NCBI's taxonomy places the organism in Eukaryota, Metazoa, Chordata, Lepidosauria, Squamata, Viperidae. Gene Ontology annotation, cellular component: cytoplasm; nucleus; plasma membrane. Bases 1 to 1248 code for a protein of 415 amino acids.
AUGGAUUUUGAUAAGAGAGGAGGGAAAGGGGAAAACGAGGAGAGUAGAAGAAUGUCUAAAACGGGUGGAAGCCGGAGCACUCACGGGAGCCGAACAGCAGGGACCAACUCCGGAGUCUUAAUGGUGGGGCCGAAUUUUCGUGUUGGGAAGAAGAUCGGAUGCGGCAACUUUGGGGAACUUCGGCUAGGGAAGAACCUCUACACAAAUGAAUAUGUAGCAAUCAAGUUGGAACCUAUCAAAUCCAGAGCUCCUCAGCUGCAUUUGGAAUACCGAUUUUAUAAACAGCUUGGCAAUGCAGAAGGAAUCCCUCAGGUCUACUACUUUGGGCCAUGUGGAAAGUACAACGCCAUGGUCUUGGAGCUGCUGGGCCCAAGCCUAGAAGACCUCUUUGACUUGUGUGACCGGACAUUCACUCUCAAGACCGUUCUUAUGAUUGCCAUCCAACUGAUUACACGGAUGGAGUACGUUCACACCAAAAGCUUGAUCUACAGAGAUGUAAAGCCAGAAAACUUCCUGGUGGGAAGGCCCGGAAGCAAGCGCCAGCACACCAUCCACAUAAUUGACUUUGGCCUGGCCAAAGAGUACAUUGACCCAGAGACCAAAAAGCAUAUCCCCUACCGAGAGCACAAGAGUCUGACGGGAACGGCGCGGUACAUGAGCAUCAAUACUCACCUGGGGAAAGAACAAAGCCGAAGAGAUGACCUGGAAGCACUUGGUCACAUGUUCAUGUACUUCCUCCGGGGAAGUCUGCCCUGGCAAGGCCUCAAGGCGGACACCCUGAAAGAGCGGUACCAGAAGAUUGGCGAUACCAAGAGAGCCACACCCGUUGAAGUGCUGUGUGAAAGCUUCCCUGAGGAGAUGGCCACAUAUCUCCGCUACGUGCGACGUCUGGACUUCUUUGAAAAGCCAGAUUAUGACUAUCUACGGAAACUUUUCACUGAUCUGUUUGACCGGAAUGGCUACGUCUUUGAUUAUGAAUACGACUGGGCUGGAAAACCUUUACCAACCCCUAUUGGCACAAUCCAGAGUGACGUACAAGUCCAGCCUCCAAACAGGGAGAAAGCACAGCAGUACAUCAAACAGCAGGUCAUGAGUUCUACCAAUGGGGAAUUGAACACGGAUGACCCCACUGCCGGCCACUCAAACGCCCCCAUCACGGCACCUGCCGAGGUCGAGGUGGCAGACGACACAAAGUGCUGCUGUUUCUUUAAGAGGAGGAAGAGGAAAACUAUCCAGCGCCACAAGUGAAAUA